AUUUAUUAUUCCGGACCCAAAGGUUAUGUACUUUGGGUGGAAGAUUUAACUAACAGUGGUAAUCCCUGGGUGACUCUGCAGAAUAUUUGAGAAGAUAGAUGUGGAAGGGGUUAUAUGCCCCCAUCACCCCAGCUUAAUUUUUAUACUCUGUGGCUCUGUAACCAUACACGAGAGACAUAUAAUGUCUCACCCAUCCAUAACUAUUAUCAUCCAACGCCACUAACGCUCAAAAGGCAAUCAAACUCCCCUCUACUCUCUUCUUCUCUUCUCUUCUCUUCUCUGUAGUUUUUAGUUGCAGAGCGGUGAAUCUGAGAAAACUCCCGGCAGCUCUCAAUCUUGAUGAGUUUUGGCAGGAAUUGAUUUUUGCGGAUUCGAUUCUGCUGGCUUUUUGGAAUUCCGGCGUCCAUGAAUCACUGCGUUCCCAAUUUCGACAUGGAUGAGGACUUCAAUGAUCUUCCUCCCACCGCUUCUCCUUCUGGUUCGGCCAGACACAAUAGCAAAAAGUCUGCAAUGGCUGAAGAGGAUAUCAUGGAGCUGCUAUGGCAGAACGGUCAGGUUGUUAUGCAGACUCAAAAUCAGAGAUCUUUUCCGAAAUCAAACUUCGAUGCCGCAGGGGUUCGGGCGGAGCAGCCUGUGAUUCGCCCGCCGGGUGAGGGAACCGCGGCGGCGGCGGACCACCAUGUGUUUUUGGAGGAGGACGAGAUGGCGUCUUGGCUUCACUAUCCUCUCCACGAACAGGCCUUUGACGGCCGCGAUCUCUACUCGGAUCUCCUUUAUCCGCCUGCAGCAUCGUGCGCUCCCGGGACCGCCGCCAUUCACGCGCGGGAAACCCGCCCCGCGGCCGGAGAGAAGAUCCGUCAGCCGCCGAUCCAGAUGCGGGCGAAAUGCGCUGAGAUUCAAGACGCGCCGCCGCGCAUCCAGAACUUCGGCCACUUUUCGCGGCUGAGCAGGGGGAGGAUCGAGCCCGGGCCGUCGAGUUCGAGCAAGGCGCCAAUCGAAUCGACGAUCGUGGACUCGUGCGAGACCCCGCAGUUUUCUCGCGCUAACGUGCGGCGGCGGAACGGGAGGGUCGCCGGGGCCACCGCCCUGCCGUCGGCGGGCGUAAGGGAAGAGUCGGUGACGUGCGAGCAAACGGUGACGUCAUCUCCCGGCGGUUCGGAAGACAGCGGCAGCGCGGAGCCGUCACGAAAUCCGGAGCUGGUUUCCUGGAAGCGCAAACAAAGAGAUGUGGAUGAGAUGGAGGGCCACAGUGAGGACAUGGACUUAGAGUCUCUUGAUACAAAGAAGGAAGGCCGUAGUGGUUGUGCUUCAACAAAGCGAUCUCGGGCUGCGCAGGUCCACAAUCUCUCAGAAAGGAGGCGUCGAGAUAGGAUCAAUGAAAAGAUGAAGGCCUUGCAGGAACUCAUACCCCGUUGCACCAAGGUCUUUGUUUCAUUGAAACCUUAGUGUUAUUUCUUUCUGUCUUUGCAUAUUGGGAGACCAUUUUAUAGCUGAGUUAUGUACGUAUUUUUGGUCAUGUUCAUUUCCUCUUUUUGGAGGGGCGUUUAUUUCAGUCAGACAAAGCUUCAAUGUUGGAUGAUGCAAUUGAAUACCUGAAAUCAUUACAAUUGCAAGUGCAGAUGAUGACUAUGGGAUGUGGCAUGCUCCCUAUGAUGUACAAUGCAAGUAUGCAGCAGUUUAUGCAAACUGGGACGAUGGGUAUGAACAUGAUGGGGAUGUGCGGCAUGAAUCGCCCUCCUAUGGUUCCUCCACCAUAUCCACCGCCGCCGCCACCACUCAUACCUUCAAGUUCGUCAAUGCCAUCACCAAAUCCAACUGCAGCAGCACAGAUGAACCCCACAAGGUUUCCUAUCUCACCACCAUUCCCAUUUCCUGUACCGGAUCCAUCUUCUAGACUUCACGCAUCGAACCAAUCAGGCUCUGUCCUAACCCCGCUUGUCUCCCGCAACCCUAACCAGCAACAAAUACCAAAUUUUGCAGAUCCAUAUAAACAACUUCUUGGCUUUCACCAGGCACAGGUCACUUUGCCACUGAAUCAGACAGUGGAGCAUCCUGUUAACAACAAGCCAAGUAGCAGCAAAGAUGUUGGGAAUCAUCAAUCUUAACUUGUUGCCGAUUUGUGAGAAGAUCAUUUAUGGGAAUGUCACCCAACCAAAUUUUGUAGAGCAAGAGAAGCAAUAAUUGUGGAUGCAGCCUAUAUUUGCUCGCCAACGGCUAACAUAGUCGGCAGUCUUCCGCUUCCCCUAUGCAUGACUCGAACGUAAAUGAACUUCUUCGUGAAUCUUGAGGUGUGAGCUUCUACGACUAAGGCUAACGGAGAGGUUCAUGUAUGUUGCAAUUGUUCAUUAUAUUCGUUGUGGGUUUCAAUACAAUCUACCACUCAUGGUGAUAGAGAAGUUCAAGUUGCAAUUAUUCAUUCAUUUUGGAUUUUAAUACAAUCUUUACCGUACC
Cuscuta campestris is the source of this 2451-nucleotide messenger RNA. NCBI's taxonomy places the organism in Eukaryota, Viridiplantae, Streptophyta, Magnoliopsida, Solanales, Convolvulaceae. The record is from the annotation of a GenBank genome assembly.